UUAUAUAUACAAUAGUCUUCUUGAAAAAGGAAAGAGAGAAAGAGAGAAGAUGGGAAGCAUUCUGUUGAAUCCAUGUCAACCCUUCUUCUCACACACCAUUUUCGCUCCAUUGAAGAAGCUUCAUCACCAUGUUUCUGCAUCUGCUUCAAGGAAUAAUUUCAAAUGCAACAAUAUCAGUAGAACUUCCUCCUUUAAUUACAGAAGCUCUGCUUCUGUUCCACUUCAUGAGUUACCUUCGGCUUCAUUUGAUGAAUAUAUAGAAGAUAAGGGAAGAGUGAUCCGAUCUAUAUUUUCAGAAAAAACCGCAAGCCAACAGCUCAAUGAGGAAGAAUGGAGAGUUAAAAUGACUCCCAUGGAAGUUUUGUUCUUAAAGUGUCAUCCAGUAAUACACAUUAUAGCUAAAUGCAAAUCUGAAGUACAUGAAUAUCCACCUCAGGUUCCUCAUCAUGUCACCAAAUUUCUAGAGGUUCAAAUUGUAAGUAUUACACAUCAACAUAUAUGAAAUUAAACU
Molecule: messenger RNA, 511 nt
Organism: Vigna radiata var. radiata (mung bean)
Lineage: Eukaryota; Viridiplantae; Streptophyta; Magnoliopsida; Fabales; Fabaceae
Exons: 3
Coding region: 50-502 (150 amino acids)
Source: RefSeq, a predicted model, not a curated record